AUGCUCAGAAACUCAUCAAAACGCGUUUUCCAGCGUUUCUGCACACCAAUCAAAGACCCAUCAUCAAGAGCAUUCAAAUCUACCCUAAAAACAUCAUCUCAUUAUUAUCAAAAUAUUACCACAGUUACAGAGUCUCAUAUUCGAAGGCAGAAAACUUAUUAUUUGGGAUUGGAUAUUUCAUCUUCGAAAACUGGAUAUUCAAUUUUAAACGAGAAUGGAAAGGCUAUAGAAUGUGGUUUAAUUGAUACAUCUCACAUUACAUCACUCCAACAAUUUGGAUUGUUCAUGAAAGAAAAUUUCAGAAAUAUUUCUCAACGCUACACUGGGUCAUCAUCAAAUGAUGACGAAUGGAUCGUAGGCGCUGAGGAAUUUUUGUUAAAAUUUAAAUCGACAUCAUCUGCAAAUACAAUUGCAAAAUUGGCAAAUUGUAAUACUCUUGCAUGUUACGAAUGUGCUAACGAGUUACCAGUUACAAAGCUAUUGAAAUUAAAUGUUAGAGCUGCAAGAUCAUUCUUCUUAAUCAAGGAAGCCGACAAAUCAAAACAAGCCAACAAAACCAUCAAAAAACAAGUGUUCAAUGCACUGAUACAUUUGCUUCCCUCAACAUAUCAAGUUCGAUAUACUAGAAAUGGAGAUGUCCAUGAAUCUAAUUAUGAUGUUACUGACUCAUUACUAAUUGCCCUGUAUACUUUUGUAAGAUAUAACGUUUGUGAUAAGAAUAUCGAAUCGUUGCUACGGCUUAUCCAAGAACACAAGGAUGAAUCGUUCAAAAAUCAAUUUAUUGAACUCAGUAAUACGAUGAAUCCAGACGAAACUUCAACCAUGAAUGACUCUCAAAAGAUUCGUUACAUUGUUUCCAAUUAUGAGACUGCAAAAGAUCACUUGUUCACAAUAUUCAAGAAGAAGAUUCAAAAAGAAUAUACAUCAAAAUUUAAUAUAAAUACCAGAGCAAAAGUGGAAAUUUAG
This is a messenger RNA of Naegleria fowleri, 966 nucleotides long. RefSeq lists its product as uncharacterized. The record is from RefSeq and is a predicted model, not a curated record. NCBI's taxonomy places the organism in Eukaryota, Heterolobosea, Eutetramitea, Acrasida, Naegleriidae. Gene Ontology annotation, molecular function: nucleic acid binding. Bases 1 to 966 code for a protein of 321 amino acids. The transcript has a single exon.